ACUCAAACUCCCCUAUUCCAUUGACUACUCAUACAUCAUCCCAAUUCCAUUGCACUCCAAGCCAUCUGAACAACUUCAACGUAAUGCCUCACCUCAGCCACGCCCGCUAUGGCAAGGACAAUGUCCGCUUGUACAAGGUCGAUAAAGACCCCAAGACCGGCACUCACAAAGUCAUCGAACAAACAGUUUGCGUCCUACUCGAGGGAGACAUUGACGUCUCCUACACUAAAGCAGAUAACUCCGUGAUAGUCGCAACCGAUACGCAAAAGCAAACAACGUACAUCCUCGCCAAGCAACACCCCAUCGAUCCGCCUGAGCAGUUUGCCGCUAUUAUCGGCGAUCACUUUGUCAGAACCUACCCGCAUAUUCACGCGGCACAUGUCAAGAUUAUCCAGCACCGAUGGACGCGCAUGACCAUCGAUGGCAAAGACCACCCGCACUCCUUCUACCGCGACGGCGAAGAGAUCCGCGUAGUCGAGUCUAUUACACGAGAGGGCCAUGGCGUGUCAAUCCGCUCCAAGAUUGAGAAGCUACUCGUACUGAAGAGCACGGGUUCGGCAUUCCAUGGCUUCCACCGUGAUGAAUACACUAGGUUGCCUGAGACAUGGGACCGUAUUCUUAGCACGGAGAUCGAGGCAGGGUGGCAAUGGAAGUUGUUCAAGACCCUGGAAGAAGCCAAGGCCGUUGACUUCAAUGCUGCAUGGACGGCAGCCAGGGACAUUACCAUGAAGGUCUUUGCCGAGGACGAGAGCGCAAGUGUGCAGGCAACCAUGUACAAGAUGUGCGAUCUGAUCCUGGCUGCUCUUCCCCAAGUCGAGGCUGUUGACUAUGCGCUACCCAACAAGCAUUACUUCGAAAUUGAUCUCUCGUGGCACAAGGGCAUCAAGAACACAGGCAAAGACGCCACGGUAUUUGCGCCCCAAUCGGACCCCAACGGUCUCAUCCAUUGCACUGUCACUCGCAAGGGUACAAAGGCCAAGCUAUAGAGACAGCAUAACGUCUUGGCAGCAUUUUGGUUUCUUGUACAUGUCUUUGUAGCGACUAGUGGCUUUGAAGGGACGGUUGAGAGUAGAACAUUAUACCAUUUUCUUUGACGUCUCAGGGGGUGAAGGGGAGUAGAAACAUUAUUGAUAUGUGGAUAGAAUGAACUACCUACAUACUAU
This is a messenger RNA of Pyrenophora tritici-repentis Pt-1C-BFP, 1163 nucleotides long. RefSeq names its product uricase. Lineage: Eukaryota; Fungi; Ascomycota; Dothideomycetes; Pleosporales; Pleosporaceae. Gene Ontology annotation, molecular function: urate oxidase activity. Gene Ontology annotation, biological process: urate catabolic process; purine nucleobase catabolic process. Gene Ontology annotation, cellular component: peroxisome. The record is from RefSeq and is a predicted model, not a curated record.